CACGCGGCGCCGUCCCGCUGCCAGUCCGUUCCGUGAGGUGACGCUGUGUGGUUCCCUGAGCUGCUUCAAGUCUAGUGUUUAGUGAGUGUUGUACAGUUACGCGGCGCACCGACGGGUCGACGACCGCACGAGCAUGAGCUCGCUGCCUAUCCGGCUCGCAUUGAUCUCCCGACACCUCUGACCAGCACAACACAAGGUAAUGCGCGGGUGGUGGAGCGGCUGGACGAGGUCGCGGGUGCGGUGGCUGGCGGCGCUGGUGUGCUGGGGCGGGCUGGCGGCGCUCGCCCUGCCGCGCCUACAGCCGCCGCCGCCCGCGCACCGCGCCCGCCCCGCGCCCCCCUCGCGCCUCCUGCUGCAGUCCGAGCCCGCCGCCUCCACGCCGCCCGCCCCCCUCCACGCCCUGCACGCGCUGCCGGCCACCGACACUCGCGUGCUCACCGAGGACGAGCUGCGGGCCGACGCCGAGCGGCGCCUGCCCUCGCUGCCUCUGGCGUACUGGCACAGGCACAAGGACGACAAGAACAAGUACUACAAGAAGAAGGAGUGCGCGCCCUUCCCCUCCAUCUACGACCUCGAGUUCCACAACACCUACUGGCAGACGAUGCACUCGAGCGAGGGCGCGUUCCACCUGUACGGCGCGUACAUGGACCGGCGCAACACGUCGCGCAUCGGGCCCGCCGUGCGCGUGCUCGCCGUGCACGACCGCAUCAAGCCCACCAUCGCCACGCACUGCCAGCUCUGGUUUGAGGAGCGCGACCAGCCCGUGGUCGUGCGCAACCUCGAGUACAAGUACGUGUGGAACAGCAAGUGGGGUAACUACCGCGACCGCGUGCUGCAGCCGUACCUGCUGGCCUGCGUGCUGCCGGCCGAGGUGCGGGACUUGGUGCCCGCCUCCGUGUCGCUCGUGGAGAACCCCUGCGACCGCGCGACUAACAACCUGCGCGUCCACUACGACGCGCCGCCGACGGGAGGGCGCAAGGAGUUCGCGGUCUGCGUCAAGGGCCUAGACUUCCUGCACGAGGACCUCUCGGUGCGCCUCGUCGAGUGGAUCGAGCUCGUGCGCUUGCUCGGGGCCGACAAGAUCUUUUUCUAUGAGCUUCAGGUCCAUCCGAAUAUCACAAAAGUUCUCGACUACUAUGCGAACCUCGGCGCAGUCACGGUGACGCCGAUCACUCUGCCCGGAGGCCAACCGAACCUGCCGGGUCUCCAGCACAUGUACCUCAAGAAGAAGACGACCCACAAGCGACAGAUGGAGCUGAUACCGUACAACGACUGCUUGUAUCGGCACAUGUACGAGUACCGGUGGCUGGCGCUCCUGGACAUCGACGAGGUGAUCGUGCCGCUGGAGGACGGCGGCUGGAGCGGGCUCAUGCGGCGCGCCCUGCCGCUGUCGGCGCCGGCACCGGGCAAGCCGCCGCGCUCCUCGUACCACGCCUCCAACCUGUACUUCCUGGACUCGCUGCGGCACGAGCACGGCUGGGAGGAGGGCGUGCCGCGCUACAUGCACAUGCUGCAGCACGUGUACCGCACGCGCAACUUCACCAAGCCCGGCCAGUACGUGAAGGCGUUCCACGAGACGGACCGCGUGCUGGCGCUGCACAACCACUUCCCGCUGGCGUGCCUGGGCGGCGCGUGCUCCUCCUACGCGCUGGAGACCAGGCACGCGCGGCUGCAGCACUACCGCGCGGACUGCGUCACGGCGCUCAGCAAGACCUGCGCCGAGCUGAGAGCGCAGCCCGAGCGGGACACCUCGCUGUGGCGUUGGAAAGACGUGUUGGUGUCGCGUGCGGACGAGGCGCUCACCAAGCUUGGCUUCCUGCCGCCACACCGGUGACCCUCGAAAUCCUUCCUUACUCUUAUUUUAUUAAAUUAUAGUCAUAAUAAAAAGUAUUUUUUAAAUUUCAA
Messenger RNA from Bombyx mandarina (wild silkworm), 1905 nucleotides. RefSeq lists its product as uncharacterized. The record is from RefSeq and is a predicted model, not a curated record. Gene Ontology annotation, molecular function: glycosyltransferase activity. NCBI's taxonomy places the organism in Eukaryota, Metazoa, Arthropoda, Insecta, Lepidoptera, Bombycidae. Gene Ontology annotation, cellular component: cytoplasm.